Molecule: messenger RNA, 4466 nt
Organism: Paramormyrops kingsleyae
Lineage: Eukaryota; Metazoa; Chordata; Actinopteri; Osteoglossiformes; Mormyridae
Product: cytosolic carboxypeptidase 2-like
Biological process (GO): proteolysis
Molecular function (GO): zinc ion binding; metallocarboxypeptidase activity
Source: RefSeq, a predicted model, not a curated record
CAGUAUAUAAACUACCUGCAUCUCUGAAUGGACAGUCUGAGGGACCUCCCAAAGACCAACCAAUCCCGUGCAGCAGCCAUGAGGAAUGAGCGGUGUGGGAUGGAUAUCGUGCAAACAAGGAGCCAAGGAUUCCCUCUCUCUUCAUCCUCAGAUGAGCUUCCUCAGUGGGCAGGGGGUUUUUCUGUCAUGCGGUCACUACCCAGAAGCACCCAGCUGGUGUUCGGUUUUCAGUCCGGCCGGGCCGUCCCUCGCCUCCGGGAGCCACGUCACCUCUAUGGGGUGGCGGGUCACGCGUCACAGGUGCUCUCGCGAUGGCCAAAGGAGUGUGAGGUCAUUGGGGAGAAGAUCAGGCACAUUGAGUGGGCGCCUCCUGUCCCUGAGCCUCUGUGUGCCCAAACUAGCACAGCCCAGAGGCCACAGGUCACAGAGGCAGGUCAGGGGAUACUGGUGUUUAAUGCAGAGGCAGGGAGAAAGAGCAUUUUCUCUGGGUCGUGUGUGGGAGGUCAGCGUAUAUACCCAAGAGAUGCCUUGGAGUCCCUCUCUAGCCCGGAUGACACCACACUGAUUUUUGAGUCUCGCUUCGAAAGCGGAAACCUGCUCCGGGCACUGCAAAUAGGUGAAUUUGAUUAUGAGCUGACCCUCCGGACGGACCUAUACACCGAGAAGCACAUGCAAUGGUUCUACUUCCGGGUCAGGAAUACGCGGGCAGGUGUGUCCUACCGCUUUACCAUCACCAACCUCCUGAAGGUUUCCAGCCUGUACACACAGGGCCAGCUACCCCUCCUCUACUCUGAGAAGAAGGCUCAAGCCUUGCGGAUAGGCUGGCACCGGACAGGUCAGGACGUGGUCUACUAUCACAAUGGGCAGUACCACCUGGACCAGCCCUGCUUCUCACUGUCCUGGACCCUGUGCUUCCCCUAUGACCAGGAUACAUGCUACCUGGCUCAUUGCUACCCAUACACGUACGCUGACCUGCGGGCAUACCUGUCCGUCAUUGAGGGCAACUCGGGGCUUGCUGCCUUCUGCAGAGUGCGCUCUCUCUGCCGCUCACUGGCCGGGAACCCAGUACCCAUCCUGACAGUGAGCACUGGGGCAGGCGCUGCCUCCCUGAGGCCGGUGGUGGUACUGACAGCACGUGUCCACCCGGGGGAGACCAGCAGCUCCUGGGUCAUGAAAGGUGUGCUGGAUCACCUACUGGGCAGCUCGGCUGACGCUGCCCUGCUCAGGAGCGCCUUCCUCUUCAAGCUGGUGCCCAUGUUGAACCCGGACGGCGUCAUCGUGGGAAACCACCGCUGCUCGCUGUCGGGUCGCGACCUCAACCGCACCUACAGGUCCAGACUCCGGGAGCUGUUUCCCACUGUGUGGGCCGUGAGAGCCAUGAUCCGACGGCUGCUGAGUGAGAGGACGGUGCUGCUGUACUGUGAUUUUCAUGGUCACAACCAACAGCAGAAUGCCUUCACCUUCGGCUGCGAGGACCCGCGCUCCGCUGGGAGGCACCCGCACGAACGCGUCUUCCCCCUUAUGCUCAGCAAGAACUGCCAGGAUAUGUUCUCCUUCCAGAGCUGUAAGUUUGAGGUUCAGCGCAGUAAGGAGGGGACAGGCCGUGUGACCCUGUGGAGGAUGGGGGUCCUCAAUAGCCUCACCUUGGAGACCUCGCUCUGUGGCUCCAGCAUCGGUUGGAGGAAGGGAACCCACUUCAACACGCGUGACCUGGAGAUGCUAGGAGUCUGUUUCUGCCGCACGCUGCUGGACUACUGUGAUCCAGACCGGACCAAGUAUAUCAUGUGUUUGAGGGAGCUCCAGGACCUGAUCAGAGUAGAGGGCGGCCCUGGCCUGGCAGAUGCCUCUCUCAGCACCAGCGACUCAAGCAGCUCGGAGUCUGAUGGAACCCUAGCCUUGAAUAACAAGAUGUCUUGGGGUACAAAGACACUCAGGUCCAAGAAGGAGAGGAACAAGUCCCACCUCGCAAAGGUGAGGGAGAAGAUCCCACAGCCAAAGGAGAAGAAGUUUCAGGAGGACCUCACCAAAGAUAGUGCAGAGAACAGCAGAUAUGGAUUGAAGCCUGUGAGGGUACCUCCAACCAUGCUUACGAGGGAUAUGUCCAAGGCAAGCCUGCGGCAGCCCUUCCCAUCAAGCCUAGGAACUUCACCUGGACAGGGUUUCCAGCCAGAGCUCUUGUGCCACCUGCUGGUGGGGCAGGAUGUGACAGCUCGGAGGCAGCUAGAGACCGGUGUCAGCGGUAGAGGCUCCUCGCUCCCAGCUCACAUCGGCACCACUUUCCGGUGGGAUCCGUUAUCCCGCCUUUGGCCCUUGACUCGGCCGGUCAUCCCUCCCUUGCUGCCGCGACUCCCCAGUGACAGCUUGUCAAGCCCCCGCACCCUGCCGGGACCCCCUAACGUCAGCAUGGGAGACAACAGCAUUGACACUCUGCCACCUCCGGAGGAGGGGAAAAAAAGCAUGUCAAAGUCUGCAGCCUCCUUUAUUGGUUUGGAGCAUAGAAUAUGCCAGAAAGAAGAAAUGGAAAAUAACAGGAAACUCAGACUCAGGAACGGAGAGAAGGCCUUCCAUUCCAACAUCCUGAAGACGGCAAACAGGCCAAAAGCAAACCCUUCACACGUUAAAUAAUGUAUGAAUUUCCAUGAGACAGUUUCGCUUCCUGAAAAUGUGGAUGUGCUGUAGAUAAUCGCUCGACUAAAUGAUGCUAAGGAGCUGUGCUGAAUGCGAAGCUGUCGGCGGCAAGGCCGUAAAUCUCUCCUCACACUCGCUGGUACCGUCCCUUAUCCACCCUGCGCCACAGGUCGGGGAGCCGGCCACCCAGCGGAGGACACUGUCUCCAGCAUCUCGCUCACUCUUCUUUUCCCGGCCAAGCUCUGCUAAAGAGCUCAGAAACUGUGAGUCAGCAGAAGCGUGGCGAUGGGCCCUUGGGCCGAGACUCCCCGGCAGUCCGAGUGACGGUUAUAUUAACCUCCUGAGAAGUCUAUCAGAAAGCACUGUUUUGUUUGGUACAGACUCAGCGUGUGGCUCGGGAAAAACCGGAGGGUCGCACGGAUGCCGCACAUGCUGUAUUAACGCGGACGGCGACUGUUUCCAAUCACUGCUUUCCGGGGGUGAGUUGCUGGAAUCUCUCCCCGGCAUCCCGGGUUAACUAUGUGCCGACAGCCUUCAGUGGAUGGAUGCAAUUUAUUUGGUGCGAGAAUUGAGGAGCUUUAGUUUAGAAAUCACUUUAAAUGGCAAUUAAUGCCUCAAAAAAUGGCUGCAUUUCAGAGGAGAGAUGCAAAGUGGCUCACAAAAGCCAGUCCUUUCUGAAACUUUCAGCUGAAAAUGGAUUUUAUGUCUAAGAUCAUUAAAAAAUAGUAAAAACUAUGAUCACAGGCAAGGAAAUGAUUCAUAUAUUUUUAAUUGUCUAUAUAUACUUUUGUAACCAUACUUUUGUAAUCUAUUACCUAACUUCUCCAGCUCACACCAUACAAAGUUUCCAAAAUAAAAACCGCCCAUUCCCUGGAUGAAGGUAGCCAAUGGGAAUCCAUAUAGCUCUGACUCCCAGUAAGAUUUCUAGGUUAUGGGAUCCCUUCUAGAAGCUCUUAGCCAUACUGAUGAACAUAAUCGGGAUUCUGGUGAAGGAAGAGCGUCAGGUGAUUGUAGCCCAAGGUAAUUAUGAGCACUUGGAUGAAUUAGUAGAGCACAAACCUGCUCAGGAUUACCUGGUAGAGGUGCUGGAUAGUGGGCAGGCUGAAGCUGAUGUCCACCAGCAAACUUGUCUGGCAAAGAUACGUAACGGCAGGCUGAUGAAGAAGCUGAUGGUCCACACAAGGACCAGCAUGAGGAUGACCAGGUCCAAAGGGGGGUGGAGAAGGGAUUGGUGACAAUAAUGGCCCAGACCAUGGAUAAUGGCACACAGGGAGCAGACACGUUCUACCAGGGCAAAGACCAGGAAGAACCGGUAGAUCUUGUAGAAAGUGUUCCCCAGUGCCCAGUAGAAGCUGACAGCUGAGUUGGGGGUGAAGGGCACCAGGAGCAGUCCGAGGGAGUCCACCACCAUCAUGCUGAGCAAGAUCAGUUCCAGGUGAACAGAGAGAAGAGCAUCAUGUUAGCACAGAAGCCACUGCCCAGGAUCACACUGCACGUGGAGGCAAAAAUGAUCCCAUAGCUGUUGUUGAUGUGCUUCAGUCAGACCUGUUUGUCUUUCACUCAGGCAGCGUUUGCUCGUGUCUGCCGUACCCUCAGUCUGUUUCACCCAGCAGCCACGUCACGUCUCCGAUAGCAGAUGUCACACCCCCUCAUUGACCGCUCAGGCCAGCCCUGCAGGCUGUGCUCAUUUCUGCGCUCCAUGGGUGAGUGGCUCUGCUAACAGCGCUUAUCAGCUCGCUGAUGACUUCAUGGCUCACUUUGCCCCCCAUGCCUUUGACUUUCAGUUGCUACUGCAUCAAGUUCAUUUAGACUGUAGAUAUAAAGAGUAUUGAUUUAAA